This is a messenger RNA of Lepus europaeus (European hare), 5286 nucleotides long. RefSeq lists its product as uncharacterized. NCBI's taxonomy places the organism in Eukaryota, Metazoa, Chordata, Mammalia, Lagomorpha, Leporidae. Gene Ontology annotation, biological process: DNA integration; virion assembly. The record is from RefSeq and is a predicted model, not a curated record. Bases 1 to 3786 code for a protein of 1261 amino acids. The transcript is spliced from 5 exons. Gene Ontology annotation, molecular function: RNA-DNA hybrid ribonuclease activity; nucleic acid binding.
AUGGAGAAGAUGAGCCGGCAGCGCGCUGCUAGUGCCAAUGGGAGCAGAAAGAGGAAGGCCUCCUCCACCCAGGCCCGGCGGAAACGCCCAGAACGCAGAGGCCGAGCACGUGUGCGUGUUCGAGGGAGAAAGAUGGCCAGCCCCAGGCGCAGCCCCAGGCGCAGCCCUCCGAAGAAACCCAGGAGAGCCAAAGGGCUCAAACCCAUCAUGGUUUAUUACUGUCUGAACAAGAAAGUCCAUCAGAACGUGCCCGCCCGGUGCCAAAGUGGUGGGGACAAGGUAGCGCCAUCAGAGUGUAGCUGGCCAGAACUGAGUGGUGACCUGGCACAAUAUCCCCCAAAAUGGGUAAAACCCUUUCUCCCGGCUGACCGGGUCGUGGCGGGUGCUUUACCCGCCCCGCCCCCGUCCGUAACACCUUUAAAACCGCAACCCGCGGAUCAGAGCGGGCUCCCGUCAGUUGACAUCUUUGUGUGGGAAGACCCAGCGCAAAAUUCGCUGGUUGCCCCUGCCUCGGCCCUUUGCCCAUUAAAGGAGUUAGAUUCCCACAAGGCGAAGAAACCCUUGGUCCUCCCGGGCGGGCAGGAGGAUCUUUUGCUUUUUGACACCCCACCGCCUUACGCACCCCUCCCGAGAGAGCCUAUGGCACCUUCCCCAGAUUCUACGCAGGGGGAUUCUACGCAGGGAGAAAGGGGGGAGGAACCCCCGGCUCGUACAACCCCCAUGGGUGCCAGGCUGCGCUUGCGUCGGGGAGGGGGGAGUGAGGGUGGCCAGUGGGAGGCACAGGCUUUCCCACUUCGCUCGGUGGGGAAUCAGAUGCAAUAUUGGCCGUUUUCAGCCUCAGAUUUGUACAAUUGGAAAACCCAUAACCCGCCUUUUUCUCAAGAUCCACAAGCUUUGACAGGAUUAAUUGAAUCUAUUCUUUUGACCCAUCAACCGACUUGGGAUGACUGCCAGCAGCUUCUGCAGGCUCUCCUGACCACGGAGGAGAGACAGCGAGUUCUCACGGAAGCUCGAAAAAAUGUUCCAGGGGACAACGGUCAACCUACUCAACUGCCAAACGAGAUUGACGCAGCAUUCCCGUUGACCAGACCAGAUUGGGAUUUUAGUACGGCAGCCGGUAGGGAACGACUCCGUCUCUAUCGCCAGAUUCUCCUGACAGGUCUCAGAGGGGCAGGGAGACGCCCCACCAAUUUGGCUAAGUAUGUGGAUGAUUUACUCCUGGCAGCAGAAACCGAAGAGGACUGUAAACAGGGAACGGAAUCCCUGCUCCAGAAGCUAGGCGAACUGGGAUAUCGCGCCUCUGCCAAAAAGGCCCAAAUAUGUGCCCGACAGGUAGUUUACCUGGGUUAUAAAUUGAGAGGGGGCAGGAGGUGGCUAACAGAGGGACGUAAACAGGCGGUGGCGCUUAUACCCCCACCUAAAAACCCACGCCAGUUGAGGGAAUUUCUGGGAAGUGCUGGUUUCUGCCGCCUGUGGAUUCCUGGGUUUGCGGAGAUUGCGGCUUCCCUAUAUCCCCUCACAAAAAAUAAUUCCCCUUACAUCUGGGGAGAAGAACAGCAGUUGGCCUUCGAUCAACUAAAAAAGGCCCUCUUGGAAGCCCCCGCACUAAGCCUGCCUGACCCCAACAAGCCUUUUAUCCUAUAUAUAGACGAAAGAAGGGGGAUUGCAAAGGGAGUCUUGACCCAAAAAUUAGGGCCUUGGAAGAGACCGGUGGCCUAUUUUUCAAAGAAAUUGGACAGUGUCGCCUCUGGGUGGCCCCCGUGUCUUCGCAUGAUAGCGGCGGUGGCCACGAUUGUGAAAGAUUCCGACAAACUGACUCUGGGACAGCCACUGACCGUAGUGACGUCUCAUGCUAUUGAGACGGUCAUACGUCAGCCACCUGAUCGAUGGCUAUCAAAUGCCAGAAUUACCCAUUACCAAGCAAUGUUACUCAACCCCGAGCGCAUCCGGUUUGGAACGACGGCCUCUCUCAACCCCGCCACUCUACUGCCGGAACCAGGAGACCAUACGCAGGUCAGUCACAAUUGCCAACAGGUACUGGCUGAAGUCUACGGGGCCCGUGAGGACUUGACAGACCAGCCCCUGCCAGACGCGGAGUACACCUGGUAUACAGAUGGCAGCAGCUUCCUCCAUCAAGGUGAGAGGAGGGCAGGGGCGGCGGUGGUCGACGGAAAGACUGUUGUUUGGGCCUCUGCCUUACCACCAGGCACUUCAGCACAAAAAGCUGAGUUGGUAGCUCUGACUGAGGCCUUAAAACAGGCAAAAGGAAAGAGGGUAAACAUUUAUACAGAUAGUCGAUACGCCUUCGCUACGGCGCAUGUGCAUGGUGAAAUAUACAAAAGAAGGGGACUGCUUACUUCAGCAGGCAGAGAAAUUAAAAAUAAGCAGGAAAUCCUAGAUCUCCUACAGGCCCUCUUCUUGCCAAAGAAGGUGAGCAUCAUACAUUGCCCUGGCCACCAAAAAGGAGAGGAUCCAGUGGCACAGGGUAACCGGAUGGCGGAUGAGGUGGCCAGAACAAGCGCCUUGGGUAGCUGCGCAUUAAACAUCAAUGUGCAAGAUUCUCCCAGCCAGGGGCCGGAAUGGAAUUAUACCGAACAAGAUGAGGCAUCCAUACAAAGGUUAGGGGGAAUUUACGACGAGACCACUAAAAGCUGGAAAAUACAGGGCAAAGUCGUGCUACCCACAAAAGAAACUAGAAGAUUAGUGCAAGAUCUACAUAGAUGGACACAUUUAGGGUAUAAGAAAUUAAAGACCUUACUGGAUAGAGAGGAGAUUUCUUAUUUUUUAUUGGGACUACCUGCAGCAGUAAAACAAACCGUAGAGGCCUGCAUCCCAUGCGCCAAGGUAAAUCCCAGAUGUUCUAAAAUACCUGAAGGAGUCCGGAUACGGGGGGCUAGACCUGGAAUUAAUUGGGAAAUAGAUUUCACAGAGGUCCGCCCAGGCAGAUAUGGAAUUAAGUACCUUCUAGUGUUCGUAGAUACCUUUUCCGGCUGGCCUGAAGCAUUUCCAGUGAAGAAGGAGACAGCACAAGUCGUGGUUAAGAAGCUAUUAGAAGAAAUCUUCCCGCGGUUUGGCUUGCCUAAGGUAUUGGGGUCGGAUAAUGGACCCGCCUUCGUCUCCAGGGUAAGUCAGUUGGUGACCAAAGUGCUGGGGAUUGAUUGGAAAUUGCAUUGUGCGUACAGGCCCCAGAGUUCAGGUCAGGUAGAACGAAUGAAUAGAACACUUAAGGAGACCUUAACUAAAUUAACAAUGGAGACUGGCACUAGAGACUGGGUCGAACUGCUGCCGAUGGCUUUGUUUAGGGCUCGUAAUACACCUUCUGUAUGUGGACUAACACCCUAUGAAAUAUUGUACGGAGGCCCUCCACCCGCAGCAGAUUUGUUGGGACCCAGUAUUGACUCAUUUGCAACAUCCUCUACUUUACAGACCCGCUUCCGAGCUUUACAGCUCAUCCACAGGCAAAUAGGGGAGCAGCUGACUGCCGUAUACCAGUCCAAGUGCCCUACGCUCCCGCAUUCGUUCCAGAUUGGGGACAUUGUCUACGUCCGCAGACACCAGAUUAAGACGCUUGAGCCACGUUGGAAGGGACCCUACACGGUAUUAUUGACUACACCGACCGCGAUAAAGGUAGACGGAAUUGCCGCUUGGAUACACGUGUCACACGUCAAGAGGGCGACAGCUGAACAGAGACAAGAGACCGACGACCCUGCCGACGAGCCGACACCAACAUGGAAACUACAACGUACUCAAAACCCACUCAAGAUAAGAAUUUCAAAAUCUGUUUAGUACUGCUUACAAUUCUUUUUACCCCUAUUAUGGGCGACUCGCAUGCCCCGGUGAGGCUCACGUGGGAGGUGCAAUCUGGUACCACGGAGGUCGUAUGGUCCGUUACCCGCGUGGCCCCCUCCGGGACAUGGUGGCCUGCCUUGCACCCUGAUGUAUGUGAGCUAGUAAAGGGAAUGGAUAACUUAGCAGCCUAUGGUGUCGCGUUUGCCCCUGGUGCAUUGGUUAGUGGCUCCGUGCGGCUUGGGUGCGAGUCUGAGAUAAAAAGAUGCCAGUUACAACAACAAGAGUUUUAUGUGUGCCCUAAGGAUGGCAGGUCUACGAAAGAAAAGGGACGAUGCGGGGGAGCAGAAUCUUUCUACUGUAAGGCCUGGGGAUGUGAGACCACUGGUCACAUAUAUUGGAAACCCUCCUCUAGUUGGGAUUGGAUUACUGUACACCGUAACUUUACUCCUGGGAGAGAUCCCAACUGCUCUAUGCCCCUUAAUAUUUCUUUCACAGAAAAAGGAAAAAAAGCCAACCUUACUGACUGGAAAAGGGGAAGAAUAUGGGGCUUAAGGUUUUAUGUUUCUGAUUACAAUCCCGGGCUUCUAUUUAAAAUUCAACUUAAAGAAGAAGCCCUUCCCCAAAUUGAAGGUCCCAGUAUGUUGGGGAGAUGGGAGGGUCAAAGGUCAUGGCCUACAUUGUCUAGACAAGGGCCUGUGACUGAAGUCGUAACCUCGACUUCCCACCAAAGGCCUGUACCUGGGGCCACAACAAUAAAAUCCCAGGGCCAACCCACGACCUUGACACUCUCCCAGAUAGCAAAUACAUCUAAAAGUUUUAAUUCGACUGAUUUGUCCCCUACUGUACGGUCGGAUACUUUUUCAAUAGUACUACUUUUAUCCUUAGUUUUUGUAAUACAUGGGCUUUCUGCUGCCGCCUAUGCCAUGAUCCUAGCAAGACAGAACCGAAGGCAGGACCACAGGCAGGACCAACGUGUUGAGACCGAAACAAUAGAGGGAAUAUAUAUAGAAAUUCUUUAAAUUUUAAGAUUAAAAUUUGACCAAAAGAAAAGGGGGGAAAUGUGAAAUUAAGAUAGGAUGGGGUUAAAUCGGAAUGUAAAAUUAAGAUAAAAAGGGUUAAAAUGAAGUUGCUUGAGCUAACUGCAUAUUUUGCUUCUGUGCAAAAUGCUUUGGCUUGCAAAAUGCAUUUUGUUUAAGAUAACUAGACUUUAGCUGAUCUUGUAACAUGUGAUGACUGUGCUAGCUGAUUUGGUAACAUGUGAUGAAUGUGCUAAUGCUUUUAUGAGAUAAUGGAGCAUGUGAUAAUUAUUUUAGGAGCUAUGUUGAGUUUUUGGUUAUGAUGACCCCGUGUUUAUGCCUACUCAAGGUCUUCUGUCCCCUCACCCUGGAAGUUUGUCAUGCAUCUUAUGAUGGUUUGUCAUGCUGUGGUUUAUCUUGUGAUUCUUUGUGUCAUGCUAUGGAGAUAUGCUAAUAUUGUGGUUUUCAAUUUUAAAUACGC